CUCAACAAACAAGAGUCACGAUUCCUCAGGUCAAAAGCAUGCAAUUCUGGCUGAAAGUAAUGGUGGUAAUGUUGGUCGUGUCGGUGUUGGUGGCGGGAAAGGAGGAGGAAACGGUGGUUGUUGGGGACGGCAGCCGCUCUGGUGAUCUAAAUGAGAAGCAGAACCACAAGCAACCUCGAAGCCAACGGGCUAGUGAUCCUUUUGGUGUGUUCUUUUCAAGCAAGAGGAAGGUUCCAAACGCUUCAGAUCCUCUCCACAAUCGUUAAGGGUUUGCUUCAGCAUCAGGGCUCGUUAGAUCAAGAGAUGACAUAUAGGAGAAGAAGAAUAUGAAAUGAAGACUUGGAGUUUGGUGAAGUGGAGACUAGCUUGUACACUGGGAGUGCUGUUUUUGGGCAUUUUGUCAAUGAUGGUGGGGUUAGUUUGUGGGGGAAAGGCUUCUUUUUCCUCGUGAAUUGCAUCCCAUGUUUUCAAAAUUUUGUUGGUUUCUUUAGGACUUUUUAGUUUGUGAUCCAUAUUUUCCACAAUUUGUACCCUCUCUAUACCCCAAUAUAUGAAAAUGAAAUAA
Messenger RNA from Rubroshorea leprosula, 565 nucleotides. NCBI's taxonomy places the organism in Eukaryota, Viridiplantae, Streptophyta, Magnoliopsida, Malvales, Dipterocarpaceae. The record is from the annotation of a GenBank genome assembly.